Molecule: messenger RNA, 4105 nt
Organism: Chiroxiphia lanceolata (lance-tailed manakin)
Lineage: Eukaryota; Metazoa; Chordata; Aves; Passeriformes; Pipridae
Gene: TMX3
Product: thioredoxin related transmembrane protein 3
Exons: 16
Coding region: 1-1374 (457 amino acids)
Biological process (GO): peptidyl-cysteine oxidation
Cellular component (GO): endoplasmic reticulum
Molecular function (GO): protein disulfide isomerase activity
Source: RefSeq, a predicted model, not a curated record
AUGGCAGCGGCGGCGGGCGCGCGAACGCGGGGUCUCCUCUGGGCGGCAGUGGUGGCACAUGUGGUGGCGUCAGGCGCCGGUUUUGUGAAGGAUCUGGAUGAGUCGUUUAAAGAAAACCGUAAAGAUGAUAUUUGGCUCGUAGAUUUUUAUGCACCUUGGUGUGGCCACUGCAAGAAACUAGAGCCUGUGUGGAAUGAAGUGGGCAUAGAAAUGAGAAACAUGGGCUCUCCAGUAAAAGUUGGGAAGAUGGAUGCAACUUCCUUUUCUAGUAUUGCAUCUGAAUUUGGUGUACGAGGCUAUCCAACAAUUAAGCUCUUAAAAGGUGACUUGGCAUACAACUAUAGAGGACCUAGAACCAAAGAUGAUAUAGUUGAAUUUGCUAAUAGAGUGGCAGGACCUCUUAUCAGACCACUUCCUAGCCAGCAUAUGUUUGAGCAUGUGCAAAAGAGACAUCGUGUACUUUUUGUGUAUGUUGGUGGUGAAUCUCCUUUAAAGGAAAAAUACAUUGAAGUUGCUUCAGAACUAAUAGUUUAUACGUACUUUUUUUCUGCCUCAGAAGAUGUAGUGCCUGAGUAUGUGACAUUGCCUGAAUUACCUGCUGUUAUGGUCUUCAAAGAUGGAACUUACUUUGUUUAUGAUGAGUAUGAAGAUGGUGAUUUGUCAUCCUGGAUAAAUAGAGAAAGGUUUCAAGGCUACCUUAAUGUUGAUGGCUUUACGCUGUAUGAACUUGGAGAUACAGGAAAACUUGUGGCUAUUGCAGUCAUUGAUGACAAAAACUCUUCAGUGGAACAUACCAGACUAAAGUCCAUUAUUCAGGAAGUCGCUAGAGAUUAUCGGGAUCACUUUCACAGGGAUUUCCAGUUUGGCCAUAUGGAUGGAAAUGAUUACAUUAAUAGUUUACUAAUGGAUGACUUGACAAUCCCUACUAUUGUUGUAUUGAAUACCUCCAAUCAGCAGUAUUUUCUACCAGAUAGGCACAUUGAGAGCACAGAAGACAUGGUUCGGUUUAUUAACAAUAUCUUGGAUGGUACAGCUGAAGCACAGGGUGGUGAUGGACUUCUGCAACGAAUCAAGAGAAUAAUCUAUGAUGCCAAGUCUACUAUAAUGUCUGUGUUCAAGAGUUCACCACUGCUGGGAUGCUUUCUCUUUGGGCUGCCCCUGGGGGUCAUCAGCAUUAUGUGUUAUGGAAUCUGCACAGCUGAUACAGAUGGAGAGGUAUUUGAGCAUGAGGGAGCUAAAAAGGAAAGUGGCGAUCGGGAGCUCACAGACGAAGGCAGUGAGGAGGAACAAGAGGAGGAAAAGAAUGGAAAAUACACAGAACUUUCAGAUGGAGAGCUUAAACAGAAAGACACAAUGGAAAAGAAAAAAGACUAACUUGUUUAGCAGAAGAAUUCUCUAGAAUUUCCAAAUAGAUUUAUUUAUUGAAGGUUUUCAUUUAUUGAUGAUCUUCAUGAAAGAGGACCGUUUUGUCUGCGUUAUGGUAGUUUUGACUUGCAUGUAUUCAAAUUUUCUCAGAAAUUGACAGAAAAAAAAAUGGGUGUUCUCUUAAUUGUCCUUAUUAGAUUAACAAAGAGCAACUUAAACUGAAGAAAUCUGCAGGUACAAUUCUAUACCAUUUUUGGAAGAGUUUUGAAUUGUUCAUUUCCAGAACAGUGAGAUCAUGUUACUGGGCCUUACUGUAUGGGAUGAACUGCUGCUAGUAUAGCCCAGCUGAGCACUCAUUCACAUAAAAUUAGGGCUGAAAACUAAGAAAAAUGAAGAGAGCUGUGAAGUCUUUCAGAGCCUGAUAGCUAAAGACAAGUUAUGAUUUUUCUAAGAAGUCACAUCUUCUACCUGUUGCACAUUAUUAUGAAAAAGAAAACCCAAGAAGAUUAUCUAUUUUCUCAAAUUAAAUGUAAAUUGUUAUGAAUUGGAGACUGUUCUACCAUGUAAUAAUAUAAUUAUUGGCAGUCAAGAAUGUUUACUUGAUAUAGGAUGUGGGACUUAAGUGUUUACUAGUGCUCUAGCAGUUAAAAAUAUUGGAAAACUGUUACAAACUUUCUAGAACGUGAUUGCCUGUUGUUUUCUAUGAGUGCUUGCACAGACUUAUAGUGCGACAGGUCUUUAAGUUUCCUAAAUCCGCAGCAUAACCUGAUAAAGGAAGACGUAAAUAUAAAGACCCUCUGAUGAUUUUGUAUAGCUCUCUAAUGGCAACCUUUUUGAAUGGUGUAAAUUUGUUUCACAGUGUUUAAUUGAGAUUGUUACAUAUCUUUUGAGGUAGUUGGUUUUGUUUGAGACUGUUACUUACUCUGAAGGAGGGAGUUAUUAGAGCAUAAUAUUAACAUUCAAAUAGAUUGAUCAGUAUAAUGCAUUUUUCUUACCUUUUUCAUCAUAAAAUUCAGUUUUAAUAUAACGCUGUGACUGUGAAAAGGACUAAUUUGUGUCCAGGGUUAAAAUCUCCAAGGGGAAGCUAUAAAGUAGCCUUUGGCAUCAGUAUCAUAGAGAAUCACAGAACUUAUAUUGCUCCUCCUUGAACUAUUCCUUGCUGGGUUUUUUUCUUUUUGUUCCUGUUUUGUUUAAGGCUAUAUUACUGUAUAAUACAAAUUAUAAUGUCUUUCUCAUAAGGCAGCUUGAUCACAUAAGAAAUUACUAUGCUCUAGCACUAAAUUAAAGAAUUUCAAAUAAAAAACAUGAGUAAGCUUAAAUAGACAGGUUCUGUGUUUGAGUAAAUUUGGUGAUGCUAUACAAUGGUAACCAGGGAAAACAUUGUAUUCUUUUUCUCUGUAGGAAAGAAACUUGUUUCUUCUCUUUAAGUAGCUUGCUAACAGCUGACUUCAUGUUGCAAUACAGAGUAGAUCCCUGACUUGAAAGAUUUUGGUUAUCAAUCAGUAUAAAAAACGUGUAAAGAGAUUAGGAACUUUUUCAGAAAACUUCUGUCUGGUUUUGAAUCCAACCUUUUUCCUUUUGGGUGGAGAGAUAAAAAUUGAGUUCAUAGAAUACUGAGUAGUGUGUGUCAGAUACCUUUUUCCCCCAUUUUUUGUUCUCUCCGUUUUCCUUCUAUGAAUUGCCUUUUUUUUUUUUUUCAUUUUUGUCAUUAUAGCUAAUUGUACAUAGUGACUUGAGUUUUCUUGUUUUUUAUUGGUGUUUAAUUUUUUUGGCAGAGUCUUUUAGGUGUAGUUUUAGUACAGACAUGAAGAAUGAGAUGCUUAAAAAUGUGUUUAGCAAGUUUUUUUUAACAUGGUAUGGAGGUCCUGAGUUGUUUAUUAAAAAAGUUUAAAAAAAUAUAAAAAAAUCACUUAUUGUAAAACCUGUAAAUUUCUUUGGACUUCAGCAUAACUCAGUGCUGAUAGUCAAAAUAUAGGACUAUUAAGGCAGUAAUAUGUUCUUUUGUUUUGUCUUUAAGAUUUCAGGACAGAUCAAUUACAUAUUUAAUUUUGGCUCAAGCUGGAAACCUGCAGCUUUUGACUUAAAAAAAACCUAAAGUGGUCACUGGAACGCUGCUGUUCCUUCUAUGGAGUGUAAUAAAAAUUAAAAAAUAUUUGAGUUCUGGUGCACUCCUAAGAGCUGUUUCAACUAUGAGCCUUUUUUUUUUUUGGUGGUUAUUUUUUGUUCGUGUUUAUAAUCAGUAGCAACCAGUUAACUUGCUGAGAAAUCUUGUGAGAUGUGGACCUGAGUAAAGAAAAUACUGUGGAAGAAACAGAUCACACUGGGAUCUGUUAAAACUGUAGCACUUAGUAGUCAGAGUUAGGAGUAAAGCCUGUGUCUUGGUUACUUCUGAAGUCUAAUAUCCAUCAGAUGGGUACUGAACUAUUGAAAAUUAAACUUGAAAUGUACUGCUGUUUUCACUGAGUCUGUCUACCAGCUAUAUUGAGCAAGUCACAGGGAGAAGAAAAGCAUACAAGUCAUAUAGUGGGUGUCAGAAGUGACGUGAGAUUAAGGCAUUUGCUGUGGUCACAUAAGUAAUCUAGAGUGCUGUCUGAGGGAGGGCAUUUUAUUUUUCUUCUGCAGUCUCUAAAGGUUUCCUAAAGCAACUUCACUGUAAUAACUUGGGAUUCAUGAAGUAAUGCUGCUUUUCUAAGUCAAGUGUAAGCCUUUUCUUUUUCUGUAAUAAAAAACAUUUUAAACA